Molecule: messenger RNA, 2402 nt
Organism: Peromyscus eremicus (cactus mouse)
Lineage: Eukaryota; Metazoa; Chordata; Mammalia; Rodentia; Cricetidae
Gene: Rhbdd1
Product: rhomboid domain containing 1
Exons: 7
Coding region: 200-1150 (316 amino acids)
Cellular component (GO): membrane
Molecular function (GO): serine-type endopeptidase activity
Source: RefSeq, a predicted model, not a curated record
GCCGGAAGUGGAGCUUCCGGAAUUGGCGUCCGUGCGGGAAGUGGAGUCUCGGGGAUUCGGGGUCCGGGCGUGAUGACGCGCGUUCGCGGGAAUACGUGAGGACGCAGGCGGGUGUUAGAGAGAGUGCUGUUCUCUGUGUCCCUUCCUGGGUUCCUAAUCCUCAGUCACAGCUCCCCAUCUGUGCUCCUGGUACCCAGUCAUGCAGCGGAGAUCAAGAGGGAUCAACGUUGGGCUCCUCAUGCUCCUUUCCCAAGUGUUCCAUGUUGGGAUCAACAAUAUUCCACCUGUUACCCUGGCAACGUUGGCUCUCAAUGUCUGGCUCUUCCUGAAUCCUUUGAAGCCCCUGUACCAUUCCUGCCUCAGCGUGGAAAAGUGUUACCAGCAAAAAGACUGGCAGCGUUUACUGCUUUCCCCCUUGCACCAUGUAGAUGACUGGCAUUUGUAUUUCAACAUGGUGUCCAUGCUCUGGAAAGGGAUAAAGCUGGAGAGAAGACUGGGAAGCAGGUGGUUUGCCUACGUCAUCACCACCUUUUCCCUACUCACCGGGGUGGUGUAUUUGCUCCUGCAGUUUGCUCUUGCUGAAUUCAUGAAUCAGCCCGACUUCAGAAAGAGCUGUGCUGUCGGUUUCUCAGGAGUUCUGUUUGCCUUGAAAGUUCUUAGCAACCAUUAUUGCCCUGGCGGCUUUGUCAACAUUUUAGGCUUUCCUGUCCCCAACAGAUUCGCUUGUUGGGCAGAGCUGCUGGCCAUUCACUUCUGCUCUCCAGGGACUUCCUUCGCUGGGCAUCUGGCCGGCAUCCUUGUUGGACUGAUGUACACUCAGGGGCCUCUGAAGAAAGUCAUGGAGACAUGUGCAGGCCCUUUUUCCUCCAAUGUUGGGUAUCCAGGACAGCAGUACUACUUUAAUAGUGCAGGCCCCUCUGGCUAUCAGAAUCACUACCCACAUGGCAGACCGGGGGCCUAUGAAGAAACUCAUAGGAACUAUGAUGUCUAUACAGCAGGACUAAGCGAGGAGGAGCAGCUGGAAAGAGCAUUAAGAGCCAGCCUCUGGGACCGAGGAAAUGCCAGAAAUGGCCCCACACCCUAUGGGUUCCGACUCACGCCAGAAGAAGAAAUGAGGAGACAGCGCCUUCACAGAUUUGAUGGCCAGUGACAUGGCACCACGCCUGGGAAGACAUGGUCCAGCUGUGGGACCGUAGCCCAUUCAGUUUGCUCCCCAAGCCCCUACUUGGCUUUAAACAAAGGCAGAGCUUACUGUUAUUGUUGCAGAUCACUCGUGUCUGCCGUGAACUGCCACUCCAUGGCCCUUCUAUGUCCAGAUUCCCAAGCCCAGCUGACACAUCUGGAAACCAGGCUUGUCCCAGGAAGUGCACAGCUUUCCCUGAGCAGCCCCGUCUGGUCCUAUGCUCUCUCCUAAACCAAAGGUCACCUCUUCAGCUGGGACCAGUUUUCACACUCCCUUCCUUCCCAUAUGACUCAGUGGCACAUCUUCAUCGGGGUUGAAGACCUUCACAGGAAAUAUGUUUUCACCAGGUGAGAGGAUCAGCUCUCACUCUGCCUGGUACGCUGGGUGCUCGGCUUGGCAGGAGGUGUACCGCCACUCUUGGUCCUCCUGGCAUGUUUCCACGGUGACGUGGGAAGACGAUGUGGCUGCCUUCCCGGGAUAUUCCAUCCUCUUUCACGCCGGCCCCUCGGGGUGCUUUGUCUGCAUGUAGAGUAUCUUGACUGGAGGGGAACAGGAAAGACACCUCCUCACUCGUCAGGUAUCCUGUGGCACCAGCAGUUUGGGUUCACAGCUACCCCUCCAGGAGCAGGAGACUUGUUAACUCCUUUGCAGAGCAGCAGUAAGUGCCACAUACAGAGCAAAGUGGAGAUAUCCCGUGGAUCUCUCACUGGGAAUCCCAUUUGCUGGAAGUAUUUUUUUUUUCCUUCAUACAAGUGCCUUUUCAUUGGCCACUGUGGCUGCUGCCUGUCAUAAACAAGUGUCCAAAACAAUGCCCCCAGAGAACUGCAGUGUUUAAUACACAGAUUGUCCAAGUCACUUAAGGGAUUUCUGUUGCUUGUGUUCUGAGAAUAAAAGGACAAAGCCAGAAUAUCGAUCGCUACUGCCUCACUGUCGUGGAGCAUUUAGUUAGGAGGGAGUUAGGAGCAGCAAAUGAUGCUCCCAUUUUAACUCACCAUUCAUGUAGAGUUUUCUAUUAUAAAAAUUGUAGACAGGCUUUCUUAAUGCACAAUGCGGACAUCUACAAAAGCAUACUAACUGUUAAUACAGAUUGGCUUUGGAGGGGGACUGUGUGGGACCUGACUUUCUUUGUUUACAAUUUUAUAUUCUAUUUUUAAUGUGUGUGUAUGUGCUUUCAGAAGACUAAUUAUAUAAUAAAUCAAGAAAUAUAUAACCAAUAAAA